Molecule: messenger RNA, 1182 nt
Organism: Colletotrichum truncatum
Lineage: Eukaryota; Fungi; Ascomycota; Sordariomycetes; Glomerellales; Glomerellaceae
Product: serine threonine-protein kinase eg2
Biological process (GO): protein phosphorylation; regulation of cytokinesis; mitotic spindle organization
Cellular component (GO): spindle midzone; spindle microtubule; kinetochore
Molecular function (GO): protein kinase activity; ATP binding
Source: RefSeq, a predicted model, not a curated record
AUGGCCACUCGAACGUUGGAGUCGCGUUUUGAGCGCAUGUCUGUGAAUGAUGAGAACGACCCAUGCGAUGGCUCCAAGCUUUACUCCAAGGCUCAGUCCAUGGUCAAGACAUCACAGCUGGCACACAGUUCGAGCAGACCGAACCUCAUUAAGGUCGCGCUGCAGUCCCAGAGCACCAACUCCGUCGCCUCGGUAAAACUGCCCUCGCAGUCCGUACAACGCGAGGCGAAGAACCCUGCAACACCGGCAAGAAAGGCUCUCCCAUCCGGCUCCUCGAGGGCCUCCGAAGAGAUCGUUGAAGUGGACCACAAGUCUGUCUCUAUCGUCGUCGAGCCUGCACCCCCGAAAAUUUUCCAUCUAGGCAUGUUUGAAAUCGGCCGACCCCUCGGUAAGGGCAAGUUUGGUCGUGUCUACCUUGCCCGCGAGCGCACGAGCGGUUUCAUCUGCGCCCUCAAGGUCCUGCACAAGAACGAGCUGCAGCAGGGCCGCGUCGAAAAGCAGGUCCGCCGUGAGAUCGAGAUCCAGAGCAACCUGCGCCACCCCAACAUCCUGCAGCUGUACGGCCACUUUCACGACAGCAAGCGUGUGUUCCUGAUUCUCGAGUUCGCCGGCAAGGGUGAAUUGUACAAGCACCUCCGGAAGGAGAGCCGCUUCCCCGAGUGGAAGUCGGCGCAGUACAUUGCCCAGAUGGCCUCAGCGCUGCGCUACCUGCACCGCAAGCACGUAAUCCAUCGUGACAUCAAGCCUGAGAAUAUCCUCAUGGGCAUUCACGGUGAGAUCAAGAUCUCGGAUUUCGGCUGGAGUGUCCACGCUCCUAACAACCGCCGCAACACCAUGUGCGGUACUCUUGACUACCUGCCGCCUGAGAUGAUCAAGCCCGGCAGCUCAGACAACUACUACAAUGAGAAGGUCGAUCUCUGGAGCUUAGGUGUUCUGACGUACGAGUUCCUCGUUGGCGAGGCACCUUUUGAGGACACACCCGUCAUGACGCAGAGGAGAAUUGCUCGGGCUGACAUGACGGUGCCCUCGUUUGUCAGUCCCGAGGCCAAGGACCUGAUUAAGAAGUUGCUUGUCCUUGACCCCGAGAAGAGAAUACCCCUGGAGCAAGUCCAAACCCACCCGUGGAUCGUAAAGCAUUGUGUAAAGGGCGAGAGAGCCGCCAACCGCGAGAAGAGCUACUAA